Messenger RNA from Opisthorchis viverrini, 513 nucleotides. RefSeq lists its product as hypothetical. The transcript has 2 exons. The annotation marks the transcript as partial. The record is from RefSeq and is a predicted model, not a curated record. Lineage: Eukaryota; Metazoa; Platyhelminthes; Trematoda; Opisthorchiida; Opisthorchiidae.
ACAACUGGAAACAUUCGAAAACGCACCAGAAAACAAGUUGUCUGGUUGUUGGUCUGUUCGCCGAGCUCGGCAGUUGGAUUGCAAACGUUUCAUCACCAGUCGAGAUGACAUCGACCCACUCAACCCUGCACUGACGAUGUCACGUCGAUUGGUGAUGAAACGUUUGCAAUCCAACUGCCAAGCUCGGCGAACAGACCAACAACCAGACAACUUGUUUUCUGGUGCGUUUUCGAAUGUUUCCAUGUGGUUAAAUAAACCUCUCAAGCUGGUUCAAGUUACAAAGUUUAGGCGAGAUCUGCGAAAUACACUCAUUUGGAAACAAGUGUGGUUUUGCGAGAGACUCACCUGGAACCCAGCUGAAUCUCUCGUUUGUGAUGUUUCCGGGCAGCUGAAUGUGCUGCACCAGGCCACCUCAUGUUUCGAUCGCUACGACAUUCGAGAUAUCGCGAUACACGCAUAUUCGUUAUUCACUACUCGUGAGGUUGCUGGAAAUUCUACGACAUGGCCCACCUG